Daucus carota subsp. sativus is the source of this 1150-nucleotide messenger RNA. Its product is annotated as probable ATP synthase 24 kDa subunit, mitochondrial. The transcript has 7 exons. Lineage: Eukaryota; Viridiplantae; Streptophyta; Magnoliopsida; Apiales; Apiaceae. The record is from RefSeq and is a predicted model, not a curated record. Gene Ontology annotation, biological process: pollen development. The coding region runs from base 119 to 871 and encodes 250 amino acids.
AGCUAUAAACAGCAUAAAACGUCGUCGUCAACCACUCCGAUUUCGCUGUACAUCAGAGCAUCCUCUCGCCACUUUGCAAUCCCUAAUUUCGUUCGAGGUAGUCUCCGAUCAAAUCGAAAUGGCACUCUCUUCUCGUCUCCUCUCCAGAUCCACUCGUCAGGUAUACACUGGUCCUGCUAUCCUGCAAUCAGAGUAUGCAGCUUCGGUUCGGCUUUUUGCCACUGCUCCUCCUGCCACGAAAGCCACGGAAGGUGGUGCUCGUCCUCCUUCAAAGGGAGAUGAGUUGCUCAAGAACAUUUUUCUUGAUGUUAAAAAUAAAUUUGAGAAAGCCAUGGGGGUGCUUCGGAGAGAGAAGAUCACCAUAGAUCCUGAGGAUCAAUCUGCUGUGGCUCAAUAUGCAAAUGUCAUGAAGACUGUUAGAGAAGAAGCAAAAUUAUUCUCAGAGUCUCAAAGAAUUGAAUACACCAUAGCAUCCCGAACAGCAGGUAUUGAAGAUGCUCGUUCACAUAUGUUGGCGUUAAAGGAGAUAAGAAUCAAGAGAGGUCUCACUGAUGAACUUGGUGCAGAAGCUAUGAUGAUGGAUGCAGUAGACAAAAUUGAAAAACAGUUGAAAAAGCCGCUUAUGAAGGCUGAUAAAGAAGGAAUGGCUAUGCUACUUGCUGAGUUUGAAAAGAUCAACAAGAAGCUUGGCAUUAGUCACGAACAGCUACCCAAAUAUGAAGAGGAGUUGGAGCUUAAAAUUGCAAAAGCACAACUAGAAGAGCUGAAGAAGGAUGCUCUUGAAGCUAUGGAAACUCAAGCGAAAAGGGAGGAAUUCAAGGAUGAAGAAAUGCCUGAAGUCAAGUCUUUGGACAUUCGAAAUUUCCUCUAGAUAUUAGUUUUGCUGGGACAACUGUUUUAUUUGAGCAUAAAUUCCCCAAGCAGUGUUUUGUUUCAUCAGGGUUGAAGAUUAUGUCAUCUCUAAGAUAUCAUGAGAGAAUUGCAAUGUCAAAAAUAAAAGUAUGCUUGUAGAGUUCAUUUGUAUUUUAAUUGGGUCAUAAGCUUUGUCCUUGCUUUAGCAAUGAUUGUUGGGCUCCCAGCUUUCAGUAAUCUGGGACCGCAAGUUAUCCGUUAACUUUCAUUUCGAAGAAUGCAGAUUCCAUUUAUAUGC